CGCUCUAGUUGCCCAAGCAGACACUGCAGAGUUCGUCUGUUUCCAGUUAACUGUCGUCAACCGCAUUUCUGCCAGCUGAAGAACAGUGGAGUGGCAGAAUGCCGUGCUGUGAGAUCCACCCCCGCGUGAUGACGCCAGAGGACGAGGAGAGGGAGCUGGAGGCGUUCCCCGUGGAGUGGCUGCCACCAGGUGAGAUGCAGAGGAGCAGCGAGGUGGCGGCCUUCUACAGCGGGGCCUCCGUCCUCCUCACGGGCGCCACUGGCUUCGUCGGCACCCUCGUGCUCGAGAAGCUGCUGCGCUCCUGCCCCGGCGUGUCCGCAGUCUACGUGCUCGUCAGGGACAAGAGGGGCGUGCCGCUGCGGGAGCGACUACGUUCUCACCUGGAGAAACAGAUCUUCAGCAGGGCUCGCCAGGAGUGUCCUGACUACCUACAGAAGGUGGUACCCAUAGCGGGCGACUGCACUCAGCCAGGCCUGGGGAUCAGCGCUGCAGACGCUGCUGAGCUCACCAGCAAGGUGUCUGUCGUCUUACACUUAGCUGCAACAGUCAGGUUCGACGCAGACCUCCGGACCGCCACCGUCACCAACGUGGUCUCCACCCGCGAGAUCAUCGCACUCGCAAAGCGUAUGCCCAACAUAAAGGCUUUCGUCUACAUGUCGACGGCGUAUUCGAAUGCCCCCAGAGACGAAGUCGACGAGAAGUUCUAUCCUCCAGAACUGAGCGCUGAAGAGCUAAUAAAACUGGUCAGCGUCAUGGACGACGAACAACUGGCGCAGCUACUACCUUUGAUGCUGGGUGAUUGGCCCAACACUUACACCUUCACCAAAGCAGUCGCCGAGGAUCUAAUACGCACACAUGCUGCUGGACUACCUGCCUCAGUCAUCAGGCCUUCCAUUGUGGUGGCUACGUACCAGGAGCCGGUGGCGCUGUGGGUGGGGAACAUGUACGGACCCAGCGCGAUUGCUGCCGGCGCAGCACUGGGGGUUCUGCACACCAUCCUCGCGGACACGAGCGCGAUGGCGGACGCCGUGCCCGCUGACGUGGUCGCCAACGCAACCGUCGCCUGCGCCUGGGACACCUGGUCCAGACACAGAAUGCAAAAUCUUACACAACUGCCAGCAGCUCAGCCGCUCGUCUACAAUUGUGUAUCAACUGCUCGCCAUCCAGUAUCCUGGGGUACCAUACGCGGCUACUUACUUUACGGCAAACAUUUUCCCAGCAUAAAAAGCAUCUGGUACGUCUACGGAUUUAUGUUCAAGCAGAAGUCGCUGUACCUAAUUACAGCCGUGUUCUUCCACUUAAUUCCAGCCAUUAUUGCAGACACUUUUCUGUGUCUCAAGGGGACAAAACCAAUACUGUGGAACGUGUACUCGCGUAUUCAUGGAACCGUGCAAGCCCUGGAGACAUUUACCACUAAAGAGUGGACUUUCAAAGACGACAACUUGGUGUGCAUGUGGGGCCAUAUGGGAGAAGCCGACCGCAAACUGUUUCCCUGUGACGUCGCAGACAUUGACUUCGAGUGGCAUUAUAAAAAUGCUAUGCGUGGAUUGCGCAUGUACAUUUUCAAUGAGAGCCUCGACAACUUGGAAGCAGCCAGGAAGAAAUUUCAUUGGUUGACAGUUCUGCACUACACAACAGUUACCAUACUGAGUUCGCUGCUGCUACUGGUGCUGUGGCGAAUUAUCCGUGUUCUGAUAGAACUGUGACAUGUACAGUGCCAUACGGUUGCACCAACAAACUCUUGAGUUCCUCUAAGCACGCCACUUCCAUAGAGCCCAUUGACAGUUGUGCAUCAGGUCCACACUCAAAGUAACUUUUGACAUCAAUUCACAUCUAUAUAGAUCUAUUACAACGUUAUUGCUCUAUUUAUGCUGUCUUCAUAGUCUAAAUGUAAAUCACCAAAACUCUGUUUGGACUAAUAUUGUCUAAAUUCAU
Schistocerca serialis cubense is the source of this 1935-nucleotide messenger RNA. RefSeq names its product fatty acyl-CoA reductase 1-like. The transcript is spliced from 9 exons. Gene Ontology annotation, biological process: long-chain fatty-acyl-CoA metabolic process. The coding region runs from base 99 to 1706 and encodes 535 amino acids. Gene Ontology annotation, molecular function: alcohol-forming very long-chain fatty acyl-CoA reductase (NADP+) activity. Gene Ontology annotation, cellular component: peroxisome. The record is from RefSeq and is a predicted model, not a curated record. NCBI's taxonomy places the organism in Eukaryota, Metazoa, Arthropoda, Insecta, Orthoptera, Acrididae.